Messenger RNA from Prinia subflava (tawny-flanked prinia), 5133 nucleotides. RefSeq names its product zinc finger protein 850-like. Gene Ontology annotation, molecular function: DNA-binding transcription factor activity, RNA polymerase II-specific; RNA polymerase II cis-regulatory region sequence-specific DNA binding. The transcript has 4 exons. The coding region runs from base 436 to 4014 and encodes 1192 amino acids. Gene Ontology annotation, biological process: regulation of transcription by RNA polymerase II. NCBI's taxonomy places the organism in Eukaryota, Metazoa, Chordata, Aves, Passeriformes, Cisticolidae. The record is from RefSeq and is a predicted model, not a curated record.
UUGAUUUGCAUAACCACGCCCUUUGGUUUGGCACCGCCCGGCGCCGGCUUCAGCCGCCUCCCGGCGCUGUUUGCUCCCAGUUCCCUCCCAGUGCUCCCAGUAAGAGCAGUAACAGGACGGAUUUGCGCUCCCAAAUCCUUCUCGCUCCUCCCAGGAUCGCUCCCAAAGCUCUCAGGAUCGCUCCUGGUGCCGUGCGGGGUGGGGCCGCUUUGGAACCCCCCCAGGGCACAGCGCGGCCGCUUUUGGGUGUCGGCACCGCUCGGGCCGGGCUGGGAGCGGAGGAGGAGCGGGAGGAAGAGGAGGGACACAGGAGGAAAAGCAGGAGCGGCAGGAAGAGGCGGAGAGGGAACAGGAGCGACAGGGGAGGAGGAGGAAGACGAAAAGCGGGAGGGAAUUCCCGCCUGGAACCCGCAGGAGCCCAAAGCCGAGCCGGAGAUGGCCCUGGAGGGAUCCGGGCAGCAGCCGGUGGGAGAGGCUGCUGUGAGCGGCUCCGCGGCGCAGGAACGCAACGGGGAGGAAAAGCCGCGGAGAUGCCGCACGAGGAGGGGCUGCAAACGCAGAUCUCGGGGCUCCGAGCAGGAAAGAUCCACCCCGGGCCGGGGAGGCGGCCGCAGCUCGGAGCUGGGGGACCCUGAGCAGCCUCAGGAUUGGGAGAAUCCCCACAAGUGCUCGGAGUGUGGGAAGAGCUUCAGGUGGAGAUGCCACUUGGUUAAGCAUUGCAGAAUCCACACGGGGGAAAAGCCCUACGAGUGUGGGGAGUGUGGGAAGAGCUUCAGCACAAACUCCUACCUGGUUAUCCACCAGAGGAGCCACACUGGGGAGAGGCCCUACGAGUGUGACCAGUGCAGGAAGAGGUUUCCCACCAGCUCGCAGCUCCUCCUGCACCAGCGCAUUCACACAGAUGAGAGGCCCUUCUGCUGCCCCGACUGCGGGAUGGGUUUCAAGCAAAACUUCACCCUCGUCACCCACCGGCGCAUCCACACCGGGGAGAGGCCCUACGAGUGUGACCACUGUGGGAAGAGCUUCAGCCAUGGCUCUGUCCUGAUAAGACACCAGAGGAUCCACACGGGGGAACGGCCCUAUGAGUGUGGGGAGUGUGAGAAGAGCUUCAGGUCAAGCUCCGAGCUGAUCGCACACCAGAGGAUCCACACAGGGGAGAAGCCCUACGAGUGUGACCAGUGCAAGAAGAGGUUUUCCACCACCUCCAAUCUCCUCGUGCACCAGCGCAGUCACACGGAUGAGAGGCCCUUCCGCUGCCCCGACUGCGGGAUGGGCUUCCAGCAAAACUCCAGCCUCCUCACACACCAGCGCAUCCACACUGGGGAGAGGCCCCACGAGUGUGAUCAGUGUGGGAAGAGCUUCAGGCGGAUCUCGCACCUGAUCCUCCAUCUAAGGAUCCACACUGGGGAACGGCCCUACGAGUGUGGGGAGUGUGGGAAGAGCUUCACCCGGAGCUCCCACCUGGUUAUCCACCGGCGCAUCCACACCGGGGAGAGGCCCUACGAGUGUGACCAGUGCAGGAAGAGGUUUCCCACCAGCUCCCAGGUCCUCCUGCACCAGCGGAUUCACACAGAGGAGAGGCCCUUCCGCUGCCCCGACUGUGGGAAGGGCUUCAGGCAUAACUCCAACCUCCUCACGCACCGGCGCAUCCACACCGGGGAGAGGCCCUACAAGUGUCCCCAGUGUGGGAAGAGCUUCUCCAGGAGCUCAACCUUGACCCAACACCAACGGAGCCACCACACUGGGGAGAGGUGCUACGAGUGUGGGGAGUGCAAGAAGAGGUUUCCCACCAGCUCCCAGCUCCUCAGGCACCAGCGGAUUCACACGGAUGAGAGGCCCUUCUGCUGCCCCGACUGCGGGAUGGGCUUCAGGCAUAAAUCCACCCUCGUCACCCACCGGCGCAUCCACACCGGGGAGAGGCCGUAUGAGUGUGAGCAGUGUGGGAAGAGCUUCAGCCAGCGUUCGGUCCUGAUUAUCCACCAGAGGAGCCACACGGGGGAACGGCCCUAUGAAUGUGGGCAGUGUGGGAAGAGCUUCAGCCAGAGCUCCCACCUGACUCUCCACCGGCGCAUCCACACCGGGGAGAGCCCCUACAAGUGUGACCAGUGCAAGAAGAGGUUUCCCACCAGCUCCCAGCUCCUUGUGCACCAGCAGAUUCACACGGAGGAGAGGCCCUUCCACUGCCCUGACUGCGGGAUGGGCUUUAGGAAUAAGUCCCACCUCAUCAGCCACCGACGCAUCCACACCGGGGAGAGGCCCCACGAGUGUCCCCAGUGUGGGAAGAGCUUCAGCCACAGCUCUGCCCUGAUCACACACCAGAGGAUCCACACAGGAGAGAGGCCCUACGAGUGUGGGGAGUGUGGGAAGAGCUUCAGCACGAGCUCCAACCUGACUCUCCACCAGAGGAUCCACACUGGUAAGAAGCCCUAUGAGUGUGAGCAGUGCAAGAAGAGGUUUCCCACCAGCUCCAAGCUCCUCCUGCACCAGCGCAUUCACACGGAUGAGAGGCCCUUCCGCUGCCCCGACUGCGGGAAGGGCUUCACGCAAAACUCCUCCCUCGUCAGGCACCGGCGCAUCCACACCGGGGAGAGGCCCCACGAGUGUGAGCAGUGUGGGAAGAGAUUCUCCAGCAGCUCCCACCUGAUCAGACACCAGAGGAUCCACACUGGGGAACGGCCCUACGAGUGUGGGGAGUGUGGGAAGGGCUUCAGACAGAGCUCUGAGCUGAUCAAACACCAGAGGAGCCACACCGGGGAAAAGCCCUACGAGUGUGACCAGUGUGGGAAGAGCUUCAGCGAGAGCUCGCGGUUGAUCAGACACCAGAUGAUCCACACCGAGGAACGGCCCUACGAGUGUGACCAGUGCAAGAAGAGGUUUCAGACCACCUCCAGUCUCCUCAGGCACGAGCGGAUUCACACGGAUGAGAGGCCCUUCCUCUGCCCUGACUGCGGGAAAGGCUUCAAGCAAAACUCCCAGCUCACCACCCACAGGCGCACGCACACCGGGGAGAGGCCCUACGAGUGUCCCCAGUGUGGGAAGAGCUUCAGCACAAACGCCCACCUGGUUCUGCACCAGAGGAGGCACACGGGGGAACGGCCCUACGAGUGUGACCAGUGCAAGAAGAGGUUUCCCACCAGCUCCAAUCUCCUCAGGCACCAGCGCAGUCACACGGAUGAGAGGCCCUUCCGCUGCCCCAACUGCGGGAUGGGUUUCCAGCAGAAGUCCAUCCUCGUCAGCCACCAGCGCAUCCACACCGGGGAGAGGCCCCACGAGUGUGACCAGUGUGGAAAGAGCUUUAACACGAACUUCGAGCUGAUCGUCCACCAGAGGAGCCACACGGGGGAGAGGCCCUAUGAGUGUGGGGAGUGUGGGAAGAGCUUCAUCCGGAGCUCCCACCUGACUGCACACCAGAUUAUCCACACUGGGAAGAGGCCCUACGAGUGUGACCAGUGCAAGAAAACAUUUCAGACCAGCUCCACUCUCCUCAGACACCAGUGGAUCCACACGGAUGAGAGGCCCUUCCGCUGCCCCGACUGCGGGAUGGGCUUCCAGCAGAACUCCACCCUCAUCAGGCACCGGAGCAUCCACACUGGGGAGAGACCCCACGAGUGUGAUCAGUGUGGGAAGAGGUUCAGCCACGGCUCUGCCCUGAUCAAACAUCAGAGGAUCCACACGGGGGAACGACCCUACAAUUGUGGGGAGUGUGGGAAGAGCUUCUCCAGGAGCUCUGCUCUGACUGCGCACCAGAAGAUCCACACUGGGGAGAGGCACUACGAGUGUGACCAGUGCAAGAAGAGGUUUCAGACCAGCUCCCAUCUCCUCAGACAUCAGCAGAUUCACAGUGAUGAGAGGCCCUUCCGCUGCCCCGACUGCGGGAUGGGCUUCAAGCAACACUCCAACCUCCUUUCGCACCGGCGCAUCCACACCGGGGAGAGGCCCUACGAGUGUCCCCAGUGUGGGAAGAGCUUCUCCAGGAGCUCUCACUUGACCAAACACCAACAGAGCCAGCACUGAGGGAAGCCCUGCAAGUGCCUCGAGCACAGCAAGAGCUUCGUGCGCUGCUCCAGCUCCAUCCCCCAUGGGAGGAUCCCCCCUGGAUGAUCCCCAGUGACCCCCGGUGGGCAGAGCCCCGGUGAUCCGCGGUGCCGGUGAUCCGUGUUGGGCACACACCUGGCUGGGGGCUCCACAUCCUCCUGGCUCCCUGUGGCCUGGAUUUUCUUUCCAUUUCUCUUUGUCUUUUCAAAACCCCGUAAACCGGGCUCAAAAUAAAGAUUUUUAAUAAAGACAGUGAUGGGGACAUGGGGGGGAUCUUCUAUGGGAUGUGGGGGGUCCCGGGUUCAAGGGAGCUGAGGGUUACUGGCAGGGACUUGGGGGUUGCUCAGGGCUUUGAGCACCCCAGGCCGAGCGGCUCUGGAUAUGCUGGGUGACGCUGGCGGAGGUUCACGGGCACCUCAUCAAGGACCCCCUGCCCUGGAUCUGUGCCCCUCUUCCCAGUGUCCCUUGUCCAGGAUGCCCCCUGCCCGCUGUCACUCCCCUUGCCCCCUGCCCAUUCGCAUGUCACCCUGGUCCCAUCCUGCUCCCACCGCAGUCCCGAUCCCAUUCUCUUUUACAUCUCUGUACCAGUCCCAUAUUGUCUGGUUGCCAUUCCCAUAUUCCCAGUCCCAUAUUCCCAGCCCUGCUCCCGUUCUUGUAUUCCCAGUCCCCGUGCCGGUCCCACAUUUCCAGUUUGAUAUUCCCUGCCCUGUUCCUAUAGUCCCGUUGCCGUGUUCCCGUUACUGAUCCCGGCCCCUCCUUUCUAAUCCACACCCCAUAUUUCCUCUCUGGAUGCUGUUUCCAUGCUAUUUCUCCUGUUUCCGUAUUCCUAUCCCCGAUCCCAUUCCAGGUCCCUCUCCUGCAUUCCACAUUCCCAGUCCCAUUCCUAGUUCCAUUCUCAGUUCCAGUCCCCAUUCCAGAUCCCUGUCCCAUAUUGCUGCUCCCUGGCCCCAGUCCCAGUCCGGUAUUCCCUGUCCCGUUCUUGGUUCCUGUUCCCAUUCCAUGGAUCAUUCCCAGUCCCUGCCUGGUAUUUGCUGUGCCGUGCCCGUUCCUGGUUCACAUUGCUGAUCCCGCUCUUCAUACCCGGUCCCUUUUCCCAUU